UUUUUUUGUUCUUCACUUUUUGUUCUGGUCUGCACUUCCUAAACACAAAAAUCAUGAAUCACCGUAACACUGCUGCAUCCACCCUGCUCGUGUGUCUCGCUCUCGUGGCCGGCUCGGUGAGCCUCGCUCAGGCCGCCCCCGCCUCGACCACCCCUCCCCCCAAGCUCCUGGUCGCUUUUUACCCGGAUCAUUUCCCCUGCAAUGUCCCGCUCGGAUUCGAUGACAAGACUCCCAUCGAAAUUACAUCGGGCGAGUGCCUCCAGGUCCCCGGAACCACCGAUUACUUCCAAGUCAAUGCGACGGUGGCGGACAACAGCUUCGAUGUCAAGGGCCAGUGCGACUCGACCUGCAACACAUGCAACGUGGGAAUGUUUGGCAAUCAACUGGGCAACUCCUGCUUUAGCGUCAACUUUGCCCGUGACUUUUCUGCCUCCACCCGAGUCUACCUUGUGGAGUCGCCUCCGACCGCCCCCGAGCACCCGAAGGUGCAAUUCUUCACCGAUGCCAACUGCCGAUCGGCUUCGUACUCGAUCAACUUGGAGAGCGAUGAUGAGUUUGCCUGCGUGACCAACGCGAGCCUUCCCUAUUCCUUUGGCUUUGUUCACCUUGGCAACGACAAGGUUGCUCUGCUGGGCGAGUGCAACUCGAACUGCAACAACUGCGAAUUCAACGCCAUUGGCAGCUUCGACCAGUGCCAAACCGCUCAAGGAAAGUACUUUGUGGUUGCAAAGAAGAGCGCUGCUGGCCUUCUCCAAGUCCCCACUCUCGCCAUGAUGUCUGCGUUUUUGGUUGCCAUGUUCAUGUCGAAGAUGUUCUAAAAUCCUCGGCAUCGAUGCGUGCAUGCAUGCAUGGGGCUUCGUGUAUUUUGCAUUGUCUCUGUUUCUGCUUGGGUUGUGAUCCAAGCAGGUGUGUCCAAACACAGCUCCAAUACAGUACAUUCGGCUGUUUUCUGACUCGAGCCAUUUCUCGC
Messenger RNA from Capsaspora owczarzaki ATCC 30864, 970 nucleotides. RefSeq lists its product as hypothetical. Lineage: Eukaryota; Filasterea; Ministeriida; Capsasporidae. The record is from RefSeq and is a predicted model, not a curated record. Bases 54 to 818 code for a protein of 254 amino acids. The transcript is spliced from 2 exons.